Pseudogymnoascus verrucosus is the source of this 1891-nucleotide messenger RNA. RefSeq lists its product as uncharacterized. The transcript has 3 exons. NCBI's taxonomy places the organism in Eukaryota, Fungi, Ascomycota, Leotiomycetes, Thelebolales, Thelebolaceae. The record is from RefSeq and is a predicted model, not a curated record. The coding region runs from base 451 to 1800 and encodes 449 amino acids.
AUCUACUUACCUGCCCAGUUCGGCACCCAAUGCAUCGCAUCACCAUGAUGUUUCGCCGAGUCCACCGUUUCGCCGAGUGCCCGUAUCGCGCGAAGCGGGGAAGCACAAGCAGAUACCCAUGAAGCCAAGCUUCCAUUCUGGCUCAGAUCCGCAGGCUAAAUAAAUCAGCAGCACGCCCACGCCGGUUUCUUGGUAAUAUAUAGAGUGUUCUGACGCAUCAUUACUAUGGAACUUGGCCGGCUAGUGAGCGGGCGGCCUGAGGGAGUUGAGCAUAAACUCAAUUCACCACUGCCGGUGCAGAGACGGGGCCCGUGAUAUAUGUGUAGUAUUACAGGGUUAUGGGGUUUCUUAUAAAUAAGGUGGUGGCACCCUCCACCGGAUCGCCGCUGCCUGUCCUUAACCUUAACAUUCCUUGAAACUCUGUUGGCCUUUUUGGUUAUAAAUUACAAAAUGCACAUCAGCGUUUCCUCCACGGCGCUCCUCGCCUCCCUGGCCCAUAUCCUGACAGCGUCCGCGCAGGAUGCGUGUCCGGGGGCGCUGACGCCGAGCUAUGCGCAGCCGGUUUUCGCGGAUGGGUGGACAGGGAGUUUGGUUGCGAAGGGGCUGACGAGGCCGAGGGGGAUGCAAUUGGAUUCGCAGGGGAAUUUGUUGGUUGUGCAGCAGGGGGUUGGGAUUGUUCAUCUUCAGUUUACAGAUGGGGGUGGGACGUGUCUCACUUUGGCUAAGAAGACGACGUUGAUUACGGAUAGUGUUCUCAACCAUGGAAUUGGCCUCUCAGAGGAUGGCAAGACGCUAUACGCAUCUUCCGUCGAUGCCGCCUUCUCCUGGCCAUAUGAUGCGGAGGCAGUUACCCUGGGCACAAAGUCAACAAUUGUCACUGGAAUGAACAAUGCCGGUCACAGCACACGCACCAUCUUGCUUUCAAAGAAGGAGCCAGGCUGGCUAAUUCUAAGCCGUGGAAGCGCUGGGAACAUUGACCCAUUGGCUGAGGAUAAGUCGAGUGGACACUCUCACCUGAAAGCUUUCAAUAUCGCCAACCUGACCGCAUCCAGCCCUCCGUAUGACUUCACAGCUGAUGGGAGAAUUCUCGGAUGGGGCAUGAGGAACGCCGUUGGAGUUGGAGAGGAGCCCACCACUGGAGGCAUCUUCACCGUUGAGAACUCUGCUGAUAAUGUCGCUCGAAGUGGAACGGAUAUCCACGCCACCAACCCGGGUGAGGAGAUGAACUUCGUUGGUACCCUCGCCUCGACCGAGAACCAAGGUGGUAACUACGGGUAUCCUAACUGCCUCGCUGUGUGGAACACAGAUAUCCCAAACAUCGGGUCCAUGACAGUCGGCAGCCAGUUCGCAGUUGAUGUAACAGAUCAGACGACGACUGUUACCGAUGCUGACUGUGAGGAAAGAGUCAAGCCAAGGCUGACAUUUGAGCCGCAUACGGCACCUCUGGAUGUCAAGUUUGCCGCUGAUGGAAGCAAAGCAUUUGUCUCCUUCCACGGAAGCUGGAACAGUCCAAUUCCCGUUGGUUACAGGGUCGCCAUGAUUGAUUUCGCCAACGGCCAGCCCGUAGCUGCUGCGGACAGUCAAACCGCUGCGGUGGAUCUCUUCACCAACUCUGAUAUCACGAAAUGCCCAAGUGCUUGCUUCAGACCAGCUGGCUUGUUCCUGGAUGGCACGGGUAGGCUGUUUGUCAGCUCGGAUGCCACGGGAGAGAUUUGGAUCUUGGGCCCUACCAGUUCUACAACUCCUACUCCGCCUGCCACCUCUGGAGGCAGACGACGAGCCCGUCUUCCACGUUUGUAGACACGGCGAUGUAUGGACGGUGGUGUGGGAGUCUCGCUGAGCACGUUUAUUUGAAUUUGUAUAUAGUUGAAUAUAUAACGGAAAAUUAACG